Molecule: messenger RNA, 5031 nt
Organism: Pelodiscus sinensis (Chinese soft-shelled turtle)
Lineage: Eukaryota; Metazoa; Chordata; Testudines; Trionychidae
Source: RefSeq, a predicted model, not a curated record
GAGCCGCAUUUCUUUAAGCAAAAACCUGCAUGCGGCUCGAGACCUGCGGUUUGGCCACCCCUGGGUGAGCUGGUUCAAAAAGAGAUUAGAUAUUUAUCUGAGUAACAAGAAUAUCUUGUUAAGCUAGAAAACAUUUUAAAAGCCAAGAGCUUUGGAAGGGAUAAAACCUUCAAGCUUCAGGGUGCAGGCCAAUCUCUAACAAUUUGGACUUGGAAAAAAAUAACCGUAGGUGCAGGUUAUUUCAUCACUGGCUAUAAAAGGGUUUAUUCCCCUGAAGUAUCUGACACUGGCUACUCUCAUAGGCAAGGUACAGGAUUAGAUGGACUGCUGUUCUGCUACAAUAUGGAAAUGCCCCUGUUCCAGUAUUCAUGCAGCAAGGAUGACACCAAAGAGAGGAAGUACUUUUAUAGGGAGAGAAACCCAUCAUGUAUUUCCUGUGAGAGGAAAGAAAUAUACUAGAGGAAUUUGAGAUAGUGCAGGAAUAGAUGAUGUAACAGGGAGAAUGCAGGAAGUCAGAAAAAAAGACCAGGCUCUGAUGGGAUCCAUUCCAGGACACAAAAGGAAGUAUCUGAAGAGCUGAGAGCCUUGAGAUAAAACAGAAAUACAAAUCAAGAGAGGAGUAUAUAGCACAGACCAGACUGAAGCCAUUCUAAUUCAUAUAUCAUGAAGAUCCAGAAACCUACAGAUCUAACUGAGGAACUGAAAAUGGGCACCACUCAGAUGAAUACAUCGAGUGCCCCACUUGUUAAUGGUCUCAUCAGUGCAGAACUGAAGACCCACAGACCCCGGGUGAUGUCCAAAAGUGGUCACAGCAAUGUGAGGAUUGACAAAGUAGAUGGUAUAUAUCUGCUUUACCUUCAGGAUUUGUGGACCACAGUUAUAGACAUGAAGUGGAGAUAUAAACUUACCCUGUUUGCUGCUACUUUUGUGAUGACCUGGUUCCUCUUUGGAGUUAUCUAUUAUGCCAUUGCAUUUCUUCAUGGAGAUUUAGAAAGGGAUCAUUUCCCCCCCAAGCAUAUGCCUUGUGUCAAGGAAGUAAACUCGCUAACUGGGGCAUUUCUCUUUUCUUUGGAGUCACAGACAACAAUUGGUUAUGGCUUCCGUUUCAUCACAGAGGAGUGCCCUCAUGCCAUUUUCCUCCUGGUUGCUCAGCUAGUCAUCACAACCUUGAUUGAGAUCUUUAUCACUGGCACUUUUUUGGCCAAAAUUGCAAGACCCAAAAAACGGGCUGAGACUAUUAAGUUCAGUCACUGUGCUGUAAUUACCAAACACAAUGGAGAGCUUUGCCUUGUGAUCAGAGUGGCAAAUAUGAGGAAGAGCCUUCUGAUUCAGUGCCAGUUGUCUGGGAAACUUCUUCAAACCUAUGAAACCAAAGAAGGGGAGAGGAUCCUGCUCAACCAAGCCAGUGUCAAAUUCCAUGUUGACUCCUCUUCAGAAAGCCCAUUUCUGAUUUUACCUUUAACCUUUUACCAUAUUUUGGAUGAGAGUAGCCCUUUAAGAGAUCUCACACCCCAGAACCUAAGAGAAAAGGAUUUUGAACUGGUUGUCCUCUUGAAUGCCACAGUAGAAUCCACUAGUGCUGUCUGCCAAAGCAGAACUUCUUAUAUCCCAGAGGAGAUCCACUGGGGUUAUGAGUUUGUGCCUGUGGUUUCUCUCUCCCAAAAUGGAAAAUAUGUUGCUGAUUUUAGUCAGUUUGAGCAAAUCAGAAGAAGCGUAGACUCUACUUUUUAUAGCAUGGACUCUGAAAAACAGAAACUAGAAGAGAGAUACAGGCAGGAAGAGGAAAGAGAGAGAGGACUGAGAACAAUGUUGUUACAGCAAAGCAAUGUUUGAUUGUGUGAGGAAAGGUUAGCAUCUAGUAAUACCUAUUUACAAACUGAAACAAAAGCACACAUUAUAUGCUGAUUGGCUCUUAAGAAAUGCAGCAGAGCAAAUGCCUGGGUAUAGAGAAAAUCUGUUCUUUUGUCAAGUUGUUAAGUAUUUGGAUUAAGUAGACAAGAUUUCUUUGUUUAUCAUAAUGACUUUUAAAAAGUGAGAUUUAUUUUUAGAAUCUGUCUUGUACCAGCUGUCAGAUCAGACAUGCUACUUUCCAUUUGGUAAGUAGAGUUUGAUACUGUGAAAAGAUUUCUUCACAUCGAUAUUUGCCACGAUUUAAUUAUAAAAGUGGGAUCUCAAAAGUUAGCACACAGUGCUUCCAGAAGGAAAUAUGCUUCUUUAAAAUGUUUAUUUUCAUACCAGUGCUUUAUUUUCUUUAAGUGCUUUUCAUGUUGUGGAAAAUAAGUUAAUGUGAGAGAAAUGUGGUUCAGUCAAUAUAGACAUGCUAUCGCUGGCAAACACAUUCUUUUAUCUUGAAUGAGAGAAAAUGACUUGUAUCCUAAUAGCCCUGCUGGGCUUUGUUAAAAGAGUGAUUUCUGCUCCACUGGGGACCAUUAGUGUCUUGAACGCUAAUUUGGUUUUUUACCAUGUUAAUGGCUGGCUUGUAUGUAAUAACUAGGAAGGAGCUGAGGGCUGUUAACACAGAAUCAAAACAGUAAUUAAUUAAGUUAAAAUUGAAUUUGCCAGGACUUUUGUUUUCACAAAGCAAACAUUUUUGCUAGCAGCUGUUUCUGCUAGCAGCUCACCAAUACAUUUCUAAAGGUUGCUAGUUUUGCCAUGGGCCAUAUUUAAUUUUUGUUAAAUGAAAUCUUUAUGACAUCUGUAGCCAAUAUUUACUUUCUGGCAACUUUAAUGGAUAAACAUUCCUUUGAUCCAUUUCAGUUUCAGUCUAUUAAACCAUUCUAUUAAUAAAAGAGUGGCAUUUGAGCGGUGGCUGAUUUCUUUGUGGCACAGUGAGAGGGUGUGGUAGUUAGGACAGGCGCUGCUAAAUGCUUGGCAUAUUUAUUUACAUACAGCAAAAGCAAAGAUUGCUGAUCAAACGACUUUAAAUGGUCAAGAAAUGGGGGGAAAGCUGUGGAGCAGAGGUGGACUGGAAACAUGCUUGCUGUGUGAAGAAGAGCUGUCCAAUAUAAUUUAGAAAUGAUUUUCCUCUCAGCCCCAUGUGUGCUUUUGCCAGUGGCAGUGAUGGAUUCAGAGGCCCUGAUAUGACCAACCUAGUACAUACAAAAGUCCCUGUUGACCUGACUGUGAGCUUUGGGUGUGUUAUGCGUGAAGGCUGGGUGUAGGUCUGAGAAGCACUGGGUCCUGGCUUUAAGGUAAAUCAUCCUGCAUUCUUAAGUUCCCUUGCAGUCCUACAUUUCUGUGAUUUUAUGCCAAGAAAAAUGUUAGUUCUCUUGCACAUAACCAGAACUAGAGCUGUGCAAAUUCUAAAGGGUAUGUGUAGUUGAAUUACAGGUCACUAGGCUAAAUGCAGGCAUCAAAGCAUUGUAUUAUACAGGAGGUCAGACUAGAUGAUUCUAAUAGUUCAGUCUGUCCUUUGGCUCUAUUCAUAUACUUGUACCACAUAAUAGUAGAAAAUAUGUCCUUUUUUUCUCAUGCUCAUAAAUGAUCUUUGAGCAGACUUUGAUUUUGAAAGUGUUUUAAUGAUUUGAAAUGGUCUGACAUAAACAAAUGUCAGCCUAGGGAUCGUUUAUGAGGGAGAAAUGAGCCUAGGUCUCCCACAUCCCAUGUGAGUGCUCUAACCACUGAGCUAGGGAUUGUAAAGUGGGUGUCCCUUCAUGUCUUCCUCCGGGCAUUUUGUCAUCAGUGGGUGGGCUCUUGUUUGUGAAUUUCUGAGUAAGGUUAGAUGCCUAUCUCUGAGAGACCAGCUGGGUUUAGCAUACACUCCUCUGGUCAGUGUCUUCCACUUCCUAACUUAGGUGGCUCCCUUCCUAACAUUGGUGGCUUUUGUGGAUUCCAUUACAAAUGCCCCUCACUCCCCAGUCAGUGAACAGGGAGCGCAGGCACUGAAUUUUGCUUUGUUAUUCCUGUGAUAUUUCUAGGCACCUAAAAGUUAGGUACCAUGAUGCUUAGUUUUGCAAAGCCUAAAUUCCUUUGUGGUCACCAAUCUGAGUGUAUGUCACUGUGUAAAUGCAUUUGCACAAGGACUUGUGAAUAAAGUGAAUGAGUUUUUUGUUUCAGUGUCUGAACCAAAAAAUCUGAAAAAAACAAUUACUUCAUUUCAAACUGCAGUGAAUUCUCAUUGAAACAAUACCAAAACACAAUGUAUUUGUGUUGAACAAAAUAUUUAGACUAUCAUUUCAUUAUGCAAAUGUUUUGAAACAAAAUGUCAAAAGGGGUAGUUAUAAAAAUGAACAUUUUUUUCAGGGUUUUUUUUUUUUUUCAGUCAAACCUAUUCAUCAAGUUCAACUCAAGUAAUUUUGCAUUUGGGAAUGGUUUCAGUGUCCGUCAAUAUUCUUUUUUUGGCAAAUUUACUAUUCACUAAAUUUGUUUUGUUCCGUUCUACUUGAGAAGCUUUUGCUUUCUAAACAAAUGCAAAACUAUUUGCAAACAAAAAUGUCCCUCAUAUUUGGGUAGACAAAUAAAAUGGGUCAUAAUUACUAAAGUGAAUUCAUGGUUUUAUAUUCAAACAAAUCUCCACCAUUACAGUUGGAAGGAUUUGCACAACUAGAGUGAGAACACUUCCUAUGGCAGACAGCUCUCAAUUCAUUGAUUGCAUCAGACCCAUAGUGAAAAGCAGAACAAAAGGAAGCAUUGUGCAGACUGGAGCUCUUGCAUAUUCGGUAUUAUAAUUCUGCCUGGUUGGAAUGUAACCAUUUAUCCGCCACAUGUAUGUAGAUUAUUACAUGAGUAAUGGAACAUUAUGCUCCUGUUAGGCUGGUGAGCCAACAGGGUAUUUGGCGAAAAUAUCAGAUUAUCAGGUCAGGGUCUUCUUAAUGGAAAAGAUUUCUGCUGAACAUCCUGUACCGAACUGGUUGAAAGAAAAUUUGAAACAUUUCCAGUGCUUUAUAUUUUCUCUCAGCAGGGGCCACUCAGAAUUGUCCUGUUAUGAAUCACUUCAUAGAAAACAGAAACAAAGCAAUGUAAAACACAAGUAGUACAGCAACUUCAUUUUGUAUGUAUUGUAUAUAGUUUUAAUAAUAAACUUUUUAUUAU